Messenger RNA from Yarrowia lipolytica CLIB122, 1002 nucleotides. RefSeq lists its product as uncharacterized. The record is from RefSeq and is a predicted model, not a curated record. NCBI's taxonomy places the organism in Eukaryota, Fungi, Ascomycota, Dipodascomycetes, Dipodascales. Gene Ontology annotation, cellular component: cytoplasm.
AUGCUCGUUAUCGGACACAAAGACCUCGCGACUCUGCUCAAUUCGCUUUCGCCCUAUGACGUGGAGCAGGCCAAAAAGUCGCUUCUCAAGUCACUCCAGGAGGUGACCCAGUAUCCCGAGACGGUUCCUCCUCGCACGGUCAUUGAGGCGGACUAUGCGACCCAUCUGUUCAUGCCUGUGGUGGGAAAGGAGAUUGUGGAGGCCACGGGCUCGCCGCAGAUUGGAUUCAAGGCGCUGGCAGGCUCCCGGGAGGGCUUCAAGGGCCUCACAACCAUCAUGGACAAGUCCGGCGAGGUCCAGGGAAUCAUUAACGCCUUUGAGCUCACGGCGUUCCGAACCGCGCUGGCCACGUCACUCAGUUGGGACGUGUACAAAAAGACGUCGCUGUACGCCGCCCAUGGCGACAAGCCGCUCAACAUGGCGUGUUUUGGAGCCGGCCCCCAAGCCUACUGGCACGUCAAACUGGCCGUGAUGCAGUUUGACAUUGACACGGUGUUCAUUGUGAACCGAACUGCGCAUCGAGCGGACGAGCUCAUUCAACGGCUCAAGCGCGAACACCCCAACGCCAAGUUCCAGCGAUGCGACAGCCCCGAUACUGACGUGCCCACAUGCUCUCUAAUUGUGGGAUGUACUCCCUCCACAACGCCCGUGAUCCACCACCAGUGGAUCCAGAAGAACGCCUACAUUGGUCUCAUUGGCUCCUACAAGCCGCACAUGUGCGAGGUGGACUCGCAGAUCGUCAAGAGCGUCAAGAAGAUUCUCGUGGAUGGUGCCGAUCCGGUGUUUAUUGAAGCCGGAGAAAUCAUCCAGAAUAAGAUCCCCAAGAGCGAGCUGGUGGAAGUGGCGGAUGAAUCGGAGGUCGAAAAGAGCUUGGCAGAGUUUGACGACGCCUCUUUGUUUCUCUGGAAGUGUGUGGGCUCGUCCAUGAUGGACGUUUGUGUUGGAGGACAGGUUCUGCAGUUUGCCAAGAAAGCUGGCUGUGGCAAGGAGGUGGAUUUCUAA